AUGGAGAGCCUUCGUCAUUAUCUCCACAUCUGCGGUGUAUGUAGAGUAGGUGGUUAUCGCAUAUCAUGCGCGCGUAAUUGCAAACAAACGUCCUCGAUUGCGUCAAAACGACAAGCUGGAUCAACAACUACCCGAGGGAAGAAAACUGUGACGGUGAUAGACUGCAACAGCACACCUUCAAGCGUCUUCCGCCGCCGCCAUCCUGAGGACUAUGACAUUGUUUCUCCAGCAACUUUACGGAGUCUCGAUCACGCACUGGGAGAAUGCUAUCCUUCGCAAUCCAAACAGCUACCCCGCAAAAAUUCGAAAAGCUCCCAGCCGUCAGAAGAUCUCCCAACUCCACGUCCUUCCGAUGGCCCCUACCGCUUCAACGAGAUAAACAUCCAGAUGCUGCCGGAGUCGCUGCACCGCCAUUUGUUCGGCGCAAAGGCCACGGCGUCGCCGUCGCCGGAGCUGGUUCGAUCGGCGUUGCGGGCGCGCAAAGAACUGCAGCGACGGGGGUUGCUGCGCGCGCCGCCCGCGCCCAUCGCGGACCCGGGGGUGCGCUUGCCGCGGCUGCGCGGCGCCGACGUGGAGGAGCACUUCCGCACGGUGGGCGAGGAGCAGAGCGGCCCCUACCGCGCGCUGCUGCAGGGCCUGGCGGCCGCUCCAGAGCCCCCGCCGCCACCCGCGGAGUGGCAGCUGCGCGUGGGCUGGACGCGCUACGCCCCCGAAGAGCCCCCACUCCCCGUGCCGUUCCCGGCAUGUGACGCCCUCGUGCUGGACGUGGAAGUAUGCCGCGCGGCCGGCGAAGCUCCGGUGCUGGCCACCGCGGCGAGUCCGGCCGCGUGGUACUGCUGGGUGAGCCCGCGCUUGGCCGCGGCCUCCGCCGGGCCUGCCGCCACUCCCCCUCGCCGUUACUCCGCCGACGACUUCCUGCCUCUGGAGAGCGAGCCUGCGACCGGAACGUUCGCGCCGGGCGUGUACCAACGGCCGCGGGUGGUCGUGGGUCACAACGUGUCCUACGACCGCGCGCGCGUGCGCGAACAGUACUGGCUGGAGCGCUCCUCUCUGCGUUUUGUCGACACAAUGUCGCUGCAUGUGUGCGUGGGCGGGCUGGCUAGCGGACAGCGCGCCGCCUUGCGAUCUUCAGCGGACGCCGAGCCCGAAGACGCCGCGUGGCGCGAGGUAGCUGCGCUCAACUCGCUUGCCGACGUGCAUCGCCUCUACUGCGGCGCACCCCUUGACAAGGCGGCCCGGGACCUGUUCGUCACCGGGCAGCUGGCGGAGGUGCGAGCCGACUUCCAGAGCGCCACCGCGUACUGCGCCGGGGACGUGGCGGCUACGUGGCGCGUGUUGGCCAAGGUGCUGCCGCUGUUCCUGGAACGCUUUCCGCACCCGGUGUCACUGGCCGGACUGCUAGAGCUGGGCGGGGCAUACCUGCCCGUGGGCGCCGCGUGGCCCCGGUUUCUCGCCUCCGCCGAGCGCACCUACGAUGAGUUGCGUGCCGAGUCACGCCGCAUGCUGGCACGCGCCGCCGACGACGCGUGCGCGCUGCUGCACGCGCACGCCUACUGUCGUGAUCCCUGGAUGUGGGACCAGGACUGGAGUGUGCAGGAGUUGCGCUUGCGGAAAACCGCCCCCAAGAAGCGCGCUUCGGGCACCGACGGUGCCGUCGCCAACGAGGACUUCGACCCAGACGAGUGGCCCGAGAAGUUCCGGAACCUUGCCGCCACGCGAUACCAACUGCCUGCCAAGCGCCCCUUAUUACCGGGGUACCCUGCGUGGUACCGCAACCUCUGCGAUCGCCCCGGUGCGGAAGAGUGGACGCCCGGGCCUGCGCGGGUCAGCACGGGGCUCCAAGUGACGCCCAAGCUGUUGCGCCUUACGUGGGAAGGUUAUCCGUUGCAUUACGUGCGUGAGCACGGGUGGGGAUUUUUAGUGCCACGCGAGGGUCGAGAGGGAGUGGAAGAGGCCGAGGCCGAGGACGCGGCAGCGAAGCCCCCCUUGACGGAGCUUCUUGCGAUGUGUCCAGUGGUGGCUGCUGCUGGAGCGAAAACGAGAGUGGAAGAGGGAGAGACGGCUGGGGAAGUGGAGAGCGUGCGGCGCGAGGUGCAGGAGCGCCUGGGGUGGGCGUCGAGGCGCGGGGGCGUGGACGGCACGGCGUCUGCGGCGCCCCUGUGGUACAUCGGCGCGGGCGUGCGAUGCGGGGCGUCGGUGGGCGGCUGCUGGUUCCUGAAGCUGCCGCACAAAGACGGCGCGGCGCGCGUGGGCAGCCCGAUGGCGCGGGACUUCCUAGGCGCGUUCGAAGCGGGCGUGCUCGCCGGCGCCGGUCCCGGGGCGGCGCGCGUGCUGGACGUGGGCCGCCAGCUGAGCUACUGGCGCAAUAACCGCGAGCGCGUGUUGGGACAGCUGGUGGGGUGGCUGCCGGCGGCAGCGCUGCCCCGCAGUCUGCGCGCCCACGGCGCCGGCCUGCAGCUGGGCGCCAUCGUGCCGCAGGUGGUGGCCGCUGGCACCCUGACGCGCCGCGCUGUGGAGCCCACGUGGAUGACGGCUGCCAACGCCAAGCCCGGCCGCCUGGGCUCCGAGCUUCGCGCCCUCGUGCACGCGCCCCCGGGCCACGCCUUCGUCGGCGCUGACGUGGACUCCCAGGAGCUAUGGAUCGCCGCGGUUCUCGGUGACGCAUCGGCGGCAGGCAUCCACGGCGGCACACCCUUCGGCUGGAUGACCCUGAGCGGGUCGAAAGCGGACGGCACCGACAUGCACAGCGUGACGGCGGCGGCGGCCGGCGUGUCGCGCGACGAAGCCAAAGUGCUCAACUACGCUCGCAUUUACGGAGCGGGCCCGCGCUUCGCCCAGCGCCUGCUGCAACGCUUCAACCCGGCGCUCGGCGACGCCGAAGCUCGCGCGCGCGCCACCAAGAUGUUCGCGCUCACUAAGGGGCGUCGCGUGUGGCGCGCGCGGCCAGAGUGGGCGGCGGCGGCGGAGGACGCGGGCGGUGCGCGCACCACGUCGGCGCUCGAGGCGCGCCGCCGGGCGCAAGCGCUGGGCGCCACGACGGACGAAGUGUUCGGCGCGCCGCGCUGGGAGGGCGGCACCGAGUCCGCAAUGUUCAACCGGUUGGAAGAGAUUGCGAACGCGGCCCACCCGGCCACGCCCUUCCUGGGCGGGCGGUUGAGCCGCGCGCUGGAGGCGGCGGUGUCCGUUGGCGACGACGACCGCUUCCUGCCCACGCGCGUGAACUGGGUGGUGCAGAGCGGAGCCGUCGACUUCCUGCAUCUGAUGCUGGUGUGCAUGCGCUGGCUGCAGCCGCGCGCGCGCUUCUGCCUUAGCUUCCACGACGAGGUGCGCUACCUGGUGGCGGAGCGCGAUCGGCACCGUGCCGCGCUGGCGCUGCACGCCACCAACCUGCUGGCCCGCGCCUUCUGUGCGCAGCGCCUGGGCCUCACCGACCUGCCCGCUGCCGUCGCCUUCUUCGCGUCCGUUGAGGUGGACGCGGCGCUGCGCAAGGACGCGCACCACGACUGCGCCACGCCCUCCAAUCCGCACGGGCUUCGUCGCGGCUACGGUGUUGCGCCCGGGGAGGCGCUGGACGUGUACAAGACGGUGGCGCGCGCUGGCGGCGUGCUCCGCGCCCCGCGCGGCGCUUCCGCGGCCUUUGCUGCCCCGAUUGAAGAAAUUUCUGUUAAAAGAAAAAGAACAGAUAGAAGUUGCACUUUAGUGUCUACCUCGAGGUGUCAGUUACAAAUGUUUUUUAAAAGUCAAAUGUCAGCCUUUACAAAACGUAAACAUGUAGAACGUGAAGUGCUUGAGGAUACCCUGCAGGUACCUACAGAACAACAGAAAGUAGUUCGUGUGCUUGCAGGGCGUGGCAACAACUUACAUGAAGUUGAGGAACCCAACGGUGCAAGAUAUCUUGCAUCUAUGCCAACAAAAUUUAGGCGUCAUUUCUGGAUAAAGCGUGGUGACUUUAUAUUGGUAGAACCUAUUCCAGAAGGUGACAAAGUUAAAGCAGAAAUUGCACUCAUUUUGACUCAUGAUCAUCAGCGGUUUUAUCGUGCUAAUGGCUGCUGGCCUCAAGAAUUUGAAGGAAUUGAUGCAACUAAAGAGGUAAAGGGCGAAGAGGAUUUAUUUGUGAAUGUUAAUCGGCAAAUUCCUGGUGAACAUUCCAGUGAGAGUGAGACAGACAGUGAUGAUGAUGAUGAUGAUGAAGAAGAUAGCGAAGAUAAGGAAACAAAUGAUACUGAAGAGUCUGAUUCAAGUGAUUCUGAUUCUAACACACAAGAAGAAUGACAGAAAUUCUGCAUUUCUCUUCCUAGAACCAUUUUGGAAUGCAUGUUUUCAUGUUCAAAUUGAGCAUUUAGACUUGUCAUUAUGGACUGUUUUCAUAAAUAAAAUUCUUCUGAAAUAUGUUUGUGCA
Molecule: messenger RNA, 4399 nt
Organism: Gryllus bimaculatus (two-spotted cricket)
Lineage: Eukaryota; Metazoa; Arthropoda; Insecta; Orthoptera; Gryllidae
Source: the annotation of a GenBank genome assembly